Messenger RNA from Coregonus clupeaformis (lake whitefish), 1993 nucleotides. Its product is annotated as netrin-4-like. NCBI's taxonomy places the organism in Eukaryota, Metazoa, Chordata, Actinopteri, Salmoniformes, Salmonidae. Gene Ontology annotation, cellular component: laminin trimer. The transcript is spliced from 10 exons. The record is from RefSeq and is a predicted model, not a curated record. Gene Ontology annotation, molecular function: protein binding. Gene Ontology annotation, biological process: cell migration; basement membrane assembly; substrate adhesion-dependent cell spreading. Bases 38 to 1936 code for a protein of 632 amino acids.
CCAGAGCCGUUGUGCCGGCCGGGCCUGUAACCCUCGCAUGGGGAACCUCGCCUUGGGCCGAAGACUACUCACCCAGUCUGUGUGUGGAACCAACUCCACUGAGCCCUACUGCUCCUACCAGCAGACGUUUAGUUCUACCCCUUCCUUCCACAAAGAGUCUUCCUGUCCAGCAGCACCCAAAUGCAGCAAGUGCAACGCAGCUCUCCCCCACCAGGCUCACCUGGCCUCUGCCAUGACCGAUUCCUCAUUCCGAUACCCAGAUACCUGGUGGCAGUCUGCAGAGGGGGUGGAGACAGAAACCCUCCAACUAAACCUGGAGACAGAGUUCUACUUUACUCAUCUCAUCCUGGUGUUCCGCUCCCCCCGGCCCGCUGUCAUGUUGCUGGAGCGUUCCCAGGACCACGGGAGGACCUGGAAGACCCUCAGGUACUUUGCGAGGGACUGUGAGGACGCCUUCGGCCUUGCAGAGGAGGCUCGUGUGGGGGAGGAAGGAGAGAGCGGGGCGGCCUGCACCUCCAAAUACUCAGGAGCGUUCCCAUGUACCCGAGGAGAGGUGAUCUACCGCGCCCUGUCCCCCUGGCUCUCACUGGACCCCUACGGCCCAGCAGCCCACACCCAGUUGAUGGUCACCAACCUGCGGGUGCGUCUACUGCAGCGCCAGCCUUGCCCCUGCCAGGCUAAAGACCCAGAUACCCAGGCACUGCCCACAAACCAUUAUGCCAUCUAUGACUUCAUCGUCAAGGGCAGCUGCCUCUGCAAUGGGCACGCAGAGCACUGUGUGCAAGCCAAUGGGUACCGCCCCUUCAGGCAGAGGAUCAAUCACGUGGUCCAUGGGAGGUGUGUGUGUAGACACAACACUGCCGGCGACCACUGUGAGCACUGUGCUCCCCUCUACAACGACCAGCCUUGGCAAGCUGCCAACGGCAUCAUAGGAGCACCUCAUGAAUGCAAGAAGUGCAAGUGUAACGGACAUGCAGAUAGCUGUCACUUUGACCGUGGUGUGUGGCUGGCAUCGGGACGGCGUCGUGGGGGUGUGUGUGGCGUCUGCCGCCACAACACAGAGGGCAGACACUGCCAGAGCUGCAGCAGAGGGUUCUACAGACACCCCAGCAGACCUAGCUCAGCCCCUGACUCCUGCACACCAUGCGCCUGCCACCCUGUAGGGUCUAUACCCGCGCUCUCAGGUGGCGAGGCCCUCUGUAACCCUAGCAAUGGGGCGUGCACCUGCAGACCGGGCGUGGGCGGUCCUCUCUGUGGCAGAUGCAUUGUAGGGUUCUGGGGCUUCCAUGGUUACGGGUGCAGACCGUGUGACUGUGCAAGGGGGGACUGUGACCCCUACACUGGGGACUGCUUGUCUGGCUCAGAUCUGGACGUGUACUAUACAGGAGGUGACAGCCACAUACACAGAGGACCCAGCAGUAGUGAGCCAGGAGCACUGUUUAGGGUGGAGGAGCUGUUCUCUGCACUGCACCACUCUGAGAAAUGUCAGUGUAAGGAGAUAACUAUUGGCAGCCCCAAACUCUUCUGUGCCAACAAGUAUGACUACGUGCUGAUGGUGAGGAUCAUGGCGGCCCAUGAUCAGGGCUCCCAUGCUGAGGUGGAGGUCAAGGUAAAGAAGGUCCUGUACCACGACAGCAAGGUGAAGAUCCAGAAAGGUCACAUCACCCUCUACCCAGAAUCCUGGACCAGGCGGGGGUGCACCUGCCCCCUCCUCAACCCAGGAUCAGAGUACCUGGUGGGGGGCCACGAGGACUGGAGGACGGGUCGUCUGCUGGUGAACACCAAGAGCCUGGUCAAACCCUGGAGGCCCAGCCUGGAACACAAGCUCCUGCACCUCCUCAACAAGCACUGUAGCUCCUCCUCCUCCUCUCCAAGGAAGACUGCAGCAGAGAGACUGCAGAACGCACACGUCUUUAGUCUGCAGACGGAAGACUAGAGCCACGUCAUGGAAUAAGACGGAGAGAGGGAUGGAGAGAGGGAUGAGAGAGGGAUG